This is a messenger RNA of Cyprinus carpio (common carp), 4027 nucleotides long. RefSeq names its product E3 ubiquitin-protein ligase Topors-like. The record is from RefSeq and is a predicted model, not a curated record. The coding region runs from base 237 to 3734 and encodes 1165 amino acids. The transcript is spliced from 3 exons. Gene Ontology annotation, biological process: protein polyubiquitination; protein monoubiquitination. Gene Ontology annotation, molecular function: ubiquitin protein ligase activity; metal ion binding. NCBI's taxonomy places the organism in Eukaryota, Metazoa, Chordata, Actinopteri, Cypriniformes, Cyprinidae.
UCACUUCCGAAAUGUUCUUGUUUUGUUACGUCACGAUCGGCCGCCCGAGACAGAAGUCGUGUCGCUUCUGGUCGUUAUUAAACGCUUCUAAUAUUCGCGUUCGGAGCAAUAACGAAAUAUCGUGACCUGGUCUUUGAAGCGGCACUGGUUUGAUAGUCAAGACUUAAGAAGCCAAGUGGAGUUCAGAGGAUCUGAGUAACUUACUCCCAAAGUUUAAACAAAUACAUGGAACAAUCAUGGCAUCACCGCAGAUGAAGGAGCGUCCAUCGGGCGUCGUGUUAAACACUAUAUCAAAAGGAGCAUCUCCAGAAUCCAAAUGCCCGAUAUGUCUGGAUCACUUCAAAAACAUAUCGUACCUAGAUGUGUGCCUGCAUAAGUUCUGCUUCUGCUGCAUCCGCGAGUGGUCGAAGAACAAAGCUGAGUGCCCUUUAUGCAAGCAGCCAUUUAAUUCAAUUUAUCACACCAUAAAGUCCGAAGAUAACUACCAGAGGUUCGACCUGCGACCAACCGAAAAUGGCUCAUUUGGCAACAUGGCAGGGCAGAGAUUCCGUUAUCGCACCACGCUCACCGGCGAGCGCAGACCAGCGGCGAGGAGAACGUCGCCCCCUCCUGACCACGGGGUCUUAUUCGAGGGCCUGAGAGGAUCUCUUCCUCAGCGGCACAAUCGAGAACUCCACGGCAUGUUAAGGAGGUUGGCAGAGGAGAGACAGAGGAGAGUGAGAGAGGGAAGGUCUCUGCGAAGUCUUCACGAGCAACAAACGGUUAAAUUCAGACGGGCCUUGUACAGGAGAGGCGUGCGGGUCCAGAACGUGGAGGACGGUGGCCGUAGCAGGGACACUUCUGCAGAGUUCUUCAGAAGAAAUCCUGCAUGUCUCCACAGGCUUGUGCCUUGGGUGAGACGAGAGCUGACUGUCCUGUACGGUACUCACGGGUCGCUUGCCAACAUAGUGCAGCACAUCAUCAUGACUCUGAUCACUCGGCAUAACUUGGACGAGCAGGCUGUUCUGCAUGAGCUCCGGCCCUUCUUGCUAACCCAUACAGAGCACUUCCUGCACGAGUUUCUAAGCUUCGCUCGGUCCCCGUUCAACAUGGAGGCGUAUGACCAGCGCGCCGUUUACGACUUGCCUCGGCUUUCCGGAGAGAGCAGACUUUCGGAAACCUCUGUGAUCGCCAUCUCUGAGGACGAGAGCGAUUCUUUAGUGUCAGGAUCCCAGGAUUAUGCCCCUCCUAGUGUGACCUUAAGCCAAGCGCCGUGGGAUGAUGAGACCCCAGGGCCAUCCUACUCCUCAGAGCCGUCUCAGGUGUUACCUUUCCAUGUGAGGGACUCGGAUUCUGAUAGUAGCGUAGGGGAGGCAGUAGUGUCUGUCGCCGCUGUGCCACAUCAGGACCGUCUGGAUAAUCCUGGCACUGUUGCUGUAGAAGAGGAGCAUUCCUCUGGCAGUGAUGAAGACUGUGUGAUUAUCGGAUUUGUUAAGCCAGUGUCAGAAAGGACACCGGAACUGGUCCUGCUUUCCUCUGAUUCAGAACAUUCCGAGGAGAAUGUAGAGCUGCAGAGCCCUCUUUUAACUUCAGAGUCUGAUCUGUCUCCCGCAGACGCUCAGAGGAGGCCGACGAGAUGCUCUCGCUCGCCUGAGAACACCUCUACUCGCUCAAGAAAAGAUAAAUGUGGUGAAAGGCAUCAUGAGAGAGAGCUGUCGGGAUCUAGAGAAGGAUCCUCACGCAGCAGUAGGACUCACUCCUCCUCUCAUGGCCGGAAGCACCCAUUGUCUAAAGAGAGCAAUCGUAAGCGGAGACGAGAAAAAAAGUCAAGUCACCACACCUCGUCAUGUUGGCAUUCAUAUAGCCAUUACAGUCAAAGAGACAGCAGCAGGAGAUGUUAUACAGAGACAUGCUCUUCCUACACCAGCUAUUACAGAAGUGUACAUCGCUCUCGUUCUCAGUCGCAUGGUAGAAGGCGAAGCAGGGACCGUCAGGACAGAAGACGCUCAAGGAGCAAUUCUAGAAUCAAGUCCAGCUCCUACAACCAUCAUGACAGAAGACACUCAAGAAACAAUUCUAGAAUCAAAUCUUCCAACCAUCAGGACAGAAGUCGUUCGAGGAGUAAUUCUAGAAUCAACUCUUCCAACCGUCAGGACAGAAGUCGCUCGAGGAGCAAUUCUAGAAUCAACUCUUCCAACCGUCAGGACAGAAAUCGCUCAAGUAGCAAUUCUAGAAUCAACUCUUCCAACCGUCAGGACAGAAGUCGCUCAAGCAGCCAAUCUAGAAUAAACUCUUCCAAUCGACAGGACAGAAGUCACUCGAGGAGCAAUUCUAGAAUCAACUCUUCCAAUUGUCAGGACAGAAGUCACUCGAGGAGCAAUUCUAGAAUCAACUCUUCCAACCGUCAGGACAGAAGUCACUCGAGGAGUAAUUCUAGAAUCAACUCUUCCAACCGUCAGGACAGAAGUCACUCGAGGAGUAAUUCUAGAAUCAACUCUUCCAACCGUCAGGACAGAAGUCGCUCAAGCAGCCAAUCUAGAAUCAACUCUUCCAACCGUCAGGACAGAAGUCGCUCAAGCAGCCAAUCUAGAAUCAACUCUUCCAACCGUCAGGACAGAAGUCACUCGAGGAGCAAUUCUAGAAUCAACUCUUCCAACCGUCAGGACAGAAGUUGCUCAAGCAGCCAAUCUAGAAUCAACUCUUCCAACCGUCAGGACAGAAGUCGCUCGAGGAGCAAUUCUAGAAUCAAAUCUUCCAACCAUCAGGACAGAAGUCGCUCAAGUAGCAAUUCUAGAAUCAACUCUUCCAACCGUCAGGACAGAAGUCGCUCGAGGAGCAAUUCUAGAAUCAACUCUUCCAAUUGUCAGGACAGAAGUCACUCGAGGAGCAAUUCUAGAAUCAACUCUUCCAACCGUCAGGACAGAAGUCACUCAAGGAGCAAUUCUAGAAUCAACUCUUCCAAUCAUCAGGACAGAAGUCGCUCGAGGAGCAAUUCUAGAAUCAACUCUUCCAACCGUCAGGACAGAAGUCACUCAAGGAGCAAUUCUAGAAUCAACUCUUCCAAUCAUCAGGACAGAAGUCGCUCAAGCAGCCAAUCUAGAAUCAACUCUUCCAACCGUCAGGACAGAAGUCACUCGAGGAGUAAUUCUAGAAUCAACUCUUCCAAUCGUCAGGACAGAAGUCACUCGAGGAGUAAUUCUAGAAUCAACUCUUCCAAUCGUCAGGACAGAAGUCACUCGAUGAGCAAUUCUAGAAUCAACUCCAGCUCACAUCAGACAUCACAUCAUGAUGAUCCUGGCAGGAAAAAGAAAUACAAAACAAAGCAUCGUGAGGAAUCCUCAAGGAAAAGUUCAAGUCAAUUGUUCACCGAUUCUGUUGAUGAUGGUGCAAAAAAGAAAAAAAAGAAGCACAAAAAGUUCAAGAGGAAAAGUAGGAGUCCAAGCAUAGAUGAAAGAUCUGAGGGUCACGGUCGGAAACAUCACAAGAAGAAGAAGAAACACAAGAGGAAGAGCAGGAGACAUAGUAAUGAGGAGAGGGUGGGGAAAAACAGCCCAGUUCUCAUUACAAUUCCUAGUGACAGUGACAAUACUGACCCCAGUGAACCCUCAGCCAGGGAUAUCAGUGCAGCUGACUCCACCGUCACAAUAACAAACAGUGCCACAGAAACUCAGCCGCUAGACGUGGAGCAAGAGUCAGCUGCUGGAGCUGAAUGUAGUUCUGCGGGUGAUGCAGGGAAUCGUCCCCAGACAGAUUAAUGCCAGUGACAUUCUGAGUUUACAUGUUCAGUUUUACAGAAACGCCUGAAUUUGAGGCAAAUCAAGACAAAGACUACUGUUGUAACACCCACAUGUAUUUUCAGUGUUUUAUAAAUAAAGAAGAGAUUUGUUUUAAAUGCGAUUUUGAUUUGGAAUUAAAACAUUUGUAUUAGGAAUAUUUGCAUUUGUGAUUUUGGAAAUGUAUUAAAUUCAAACUCCACUAUGCAAGCAAGUUAACAGUCACUAAUUUUCAAAGUUGUCGCAAAUAAAUAAAAAAGGAUAAUAAAAGUGUC